UGACCCGGUAAAUCAGCUGUAUUGCUAUUAAAAAUAGAUGUGUUUUGUAUUUGUUUUUAUUUUGAAUUUUGAUCUCGAAUAUUGUUUUUGAUCAUUAAAGAAAAUAUCUUAAAAAUAGCAUAUGCUAAUGCGUCAGAAGAAGGCAUAUUCUAUGCGGACGUGCCCACAAAAAAUAGUAGUGCACGUAUGAUUGCCAAUCAGGCAGUUUCAAAAUAGAAUACUGAAAUAACUACUACUAAGUUGAGUGGGCUUAAUAAAUAAUUGAUUUUUACUUGCGUGUAUUUAUUUAUUCGUCGAAAUAAGUUAAUUUAUUUCACAAUACUGUGCUGUAUUAUUUAUUAGUGCCAAGUAGUGCAAUUAAUUGGCGCUGGCACAUAAGCCGAGUCUCUCAACACUUCAGCUGCAGUCGUUCGAGGACUCGCUGAUUGUUAAGAACGUAAAAAUCAAUGCCAACAUUUCUACGCACGCAAGAGUUCAACCAGCUCUUAGUCGCUUUCCGCAGCGCAACGCUGCCGUCGACAAAAACAACAACGAAAACUACUGCCGACAACCAACGCAUUGGCAAGUGUAACAGCCAGGCGAACAGCAGCAGCAUGAAGUCAAAUGCACGUAAUGGUAAAGCUAUAAAACGCGGCGAUCGCCUGCUUACCGAAAAACCAUUUGCGUUUGUGCUGCAAGCCAGAUAUCGUAAAGAACGUUGCGACAACUGCUUGCAAGCCUGCAAGGUAUUGAAAUGCGCUAACUGCCAAUACGUGUACUACUGUAGUCGGGACUGCCAAAUGCAAGGUUGGGUGCUGCACAAAAUCGAAUGUCCAUUCCUAAAGCGCAUUUACCCACGUAUUGUACCCGAUGCCGCACGCAUGCUGUGUAAAAUAAUCAUCAAAUUGGAUAAAGGUGGCGAUCUGGUGCGUGGUUAUUACACAGAAACCUGUUCACGACGCUUUCGCGAUAUGAUGUCGCAUUACGCCGAGAUAAAAAAUGAUGCACGUCGUCUAGAGCAUUUGGAAUCGUUAUAUGGCGUGCUGCAGGACAUGAUGGGUGACAGUGUAAUCGUGCCAAAUCUAACGGAAUUGACGAGCAUAUAUGGCAGGCUAAUCACAAAUGGCUUCAGCAUACUCGAUCCAGAAAUGAAUUCAAUUGCCACCGCAAUUUAUCUCGGAGUCUCGGUGACAGAUCACAGUUGCAAACCAAAUGCGGUGGCCACCUUUGAAGGCACUACGCUGCAUAUACAUGCCAUCGAAGAUAUCGAAUGUUUGGAUUGGUCCAAGAUCUUCAUCAGCUACAUAGAGUUAUUAAACACACCAGCACAGCGACGCGCUGAACUGCAAGCAAAUUACUAUUUCUUCUGCUUAUGCGCGAAAUGCACAGAUGCACGAGAGACGCAUGAAAUGCUUGCAGCCGCCUGUGCCAAUAAGAAUUGUAAAGAGUUUUUAGACAUUAAUCUCAAUAAUUGUCCGCGUUGUGACGCUGGUGUCAGUCCGAAACAACGCAAUUCCUACAAUGAGGCGAUGUCAAUCACCAAAACACAUUUGGAGAAUAUGAAGGAUAUUGCCUAUCUUGAUGUGUGCAAAUUAUGCCUGACCAAGCAAAAAGGCUAUCUGCAUCCACUAAAUGUUUGGCAUUUAAAGACAUUGGAUGCGGCCUUCGAAGCCGCUAUCGAUGUUUCGAAGUGGGCCGAAGCAUUGGAGUUUGGUACAGAGCUCGUGCCGGGUUUUAGAAAGUAUUAUGGCGAUUGGCAUCCACUAUUGGGUAUGCUACUGUUGAAAAUUGGCAAAAUCCAAUUGUAUAAAAGUCAGCUAACAGCGGCCACAAACAAUUUAAAGGAGGCACAAAAAAUAUUGCAAAUCACACAUGGCCGCGAACAUAGCCUGUUGCGUGCGCAAUUGCAACCAAUGCUAGCGCAGGCCAUAGCUGAAAGUGCAUAACCGUUACUAAUUUUUUCUAUGCAAUUAUAUAUAAUAUAUGUAUGUAUGUAGUUUACCUUAGUGUAGUUUAUUUCAAAUAUUUUCUAGCAAAUGUAAUGUAGAAAAAAGACUUAAUAUUUUUGUUUUUGUGUAUCGUGCGGCUAGUAAAAUUUAAAUGAUUUUAGUUAAGGCCUUAGCGCGUCGGUCCGUGUUCUGGAAGAGUGCACGUAUAAGAUGUUUGAUUUCCUCCGCUUUAUAAUUGGCGGUUAAUAUGCCAGCACCUUCACACCACUGUUCGGUGAUUUCUUGCAACGAUGCGUUGAGUAUCAUUUUCAAUUGUUUCAGUUUCAUCCACGACUUAAUGUGUAU
Messenger RNA from Zeugodacus cucurbitae (melon fly), 2273 nucleotides. It is a transcript of the gene Smyd3, whose product is annotated as histone-lysine N-methyltransferase SMYD3. The transcript has 8 exons. Gene Ontology annotation, molecular function: protein binding. NCBI's taxonomy places the organism in Eukaryota, Metazoa, Arthropoda, Insecta, Diptera, Tephritidae. Gene Ontology annotation, cellular component: nucleus. The coding region runs from base 447 to 1925 and encodes 492 amino acids. The record is from RefSeq and is a predicted model, not a curated record.